AUGAUAUUUCCAUCACGCGGCCUCUCCGUCGUAGCAGCGCGCGAUCUAGUCGAGGGAGAACCGCUCUUCUCCCUCCCCCCCUCCGCCUUCAUCUCCCCAGAACAACCUAUCACUCUCCCCUACCCGUACCCCCUCACGCCCGACGUCUCGCCUCUCUCCGGGUGGACGGCCUUCUCCAUCCUGGCGGCGUGGAUUCUGAGGGAGAAGCGCAAGGUGGAGAGCAGUGAGGGGUCGCAGUGGGGCGUGUAUGUGCGCUCGCUGCCUGAGUACGUGCCGCUGCCGGUGUUUUUUCCAGACGAUUUGAUUCAGGAGUUUGAAGUGCAGAGCAUGAUCGACCAUGCCUUCUCCUACCGAGAAACGUUCAAGUCAGAGUACGAGCGGUGUGACAAGGCAGCUAUCGCCAAUGCGGGUGAGGAGGAGUUCAUGUGGGCCGUGGCUGUCGUGUCCUCCCGGGCCUUCAGCAAAACAGCCAGCAGUAGUGCAGGCAACAACACUGGAAACAGCAGCACCUGCAGCCAUGGUAACAGCAGCGAAGACAACAGCAGUGACACCAACAGUAAUAGCGGCGAUGACAGCGGGAGCAGCAGCAGCAGCAGUGGUGGUGGCAAGAGCUGCAGCAGCGGUAGCAGCAGCAGCGGGUCCAGUGAGGCACAGUAUGUGACGGCGCUGUUCCCCUUGGCAGAGCUGUUUGACCACCACGCUGCCAACACCAUGGGCUGGCAGACGGACGAGCAGACCGACACCAUCGUCGUUCGGAGCUACGCCGCCCUGCCAGCUGGCGGCCAGCUGUACAACAGCUACGGGACAAAAAGCACCGACAUGUUCCUGCAGGUGUACGGCUUCGUGCCGGCCGACAACCCGCACGACUCGUUCCAACUCACCGCCUCCGAAGCUGACCUGGCAGAGAUAUACUAUAAGCACUAUGCGAACGUGACUAUAAAGGAGGGGAGAAAGGGCAUGUUCGACCUGUGGGCGGAGUAUCUGCUAAGGAGGACGAGCGAGGAUGUGAGGGCAGCGAAAGAGAAGGUGGAGGAGGAGGUGGGGGUGAUUGGCGGGCCAAAAGCAGAUGUGUUUGGGGAGGGCAGUGCGCAUGCGGUGUGGGCAGGAGGGCAGGUGGACCCGCGCAUGCUCCUCUUCCUCGCGUCGCUGUGGCACGUGUUUGGCUACGGGGAAGGUUUGGCCCAAGCCUCAGUGUGGUUCGGCUGGCACAUCUACAGUGGAACAUGCGCUGACAUGGCCCAAUCCAUAGGCCUGACCGACCACGAGCUCACGAGCCUCCUCGCCGCAGCUGAUCUGGUUCGGGAUGAGGUUCGGCAGGCCCUGGCGAGCUGCUCCACGCCUAUCGACGAGGAUCGGCGACGCCUGAAGCAGCUGGAGAAGUGCUGGUGGGUGGAUGGGAAGAUCGAGAAGGAAGAUGGAACGGAGGAAGAGGAAAGAGAGGAAGUGGGAGAAGGCGAGGAAGGGGAAGAGGAGGUGUGCACAAAGGACGUGGUUCAAUCACUCAUGGAAAGGGAGCUGGUGCUACAGUACCGUAUUGCAAAGAAGAAGUUGCUGCAUGAAGUUUACGAUCGGCUAGAGGAGGGGUGCUCGUCUCUCUUGCAGUCAGAGUCUCCAGAAUCUAAUUCCGCAGAGGCGGCAUCAGAAGGGUUGAAGGGAUUGUUACCAGAGCUGACUGUGUCGGCUCCACAUUUGCCUGCAGAGCAGCAUGACGAGCUUUAG
Closterium sp. NIES-65 is the source of this 1719-nucleotide messenger RNA. The record is from the annotation of a GenBank genome assembly. Lineage: Eukaryota; Viridiplantae; Streptophyta; Zygnematophyceae; Desmidiales; Closteriaceae.